AUCGUGGUUACAUGAGUGAAAACGCUCAAGCAAACAGAUGCCACUCAAACACCAUGUUUGAUGUUUCUGCACUGAUGAGCCUACCUUAUCCAUCGUUUCACUAAAUUACAUCAAACAGGCUACUAACACAACUUCAACACAAACUCUGGUUCCCUCUUUCCCUGUAUAUAUUUUGUUAAGAUGCCAUAUUGUUUUUGUUCUUCAUUCACUCCAGUACCAUCAUCUUCCAAUAUAUCCAAGUUCAUUUCAGACAAUCCUUAUCUCACAUUAUUAGAAACAAAAUGCAACUCAAUGAAAGACCUUCGAAAGAUUCAUGCCCAACUCAUUAAAACUGGGCUUGUUAAGGACACCAUUGCCGCCAGCCGUGUCCUGUCCUUCUGUGCCACUUCUCCUGCUGGUGACCUCAAUUAUGCACACCUGGUGUUUGAUUUUAUGCCACGGCCCAAUAUCUUUUCAUGGAAUACUAUCAUUAGAGCUUUUUCUCAAGCCUCAACCCCACGAACUGCAAUUUCUUUGUUUCUCGAUAUGUUGCUCACUUCGUCUAUCGAGCCUGAUAGACUUACUUAUCCCUCUUUGUUUAAGGCUUAUGCUCAGCUUGGCUUAGCUCAUGAUGGUGCUCAACUCCAUGCAAGAAUUUUAAAGUUGGGGUUGGAAUGGGAUGCAUUUAUAAGAAAUAGUUUGUUGUAUAUGUAUGUAAAUUGUGGUUUUUUGGGGCAAGCUUGGAGAUUGUUUGGAGAAGAUGGGAAUUCGGAGGUAGUUGCUUGGAAUUCAAUGAUUACGGGUCUUGCAAAAUGUGGGGAGAUUUAUGACUCGAGGCGGUUGUUCGAUAGAAUGCCUGUUAGAAAUACAGUGUCAUGGAAUAGUAUGAUUAGUGGGUAUGUCCGGAAUGGGAUGUGGAGUGAAGCAUUGGAUUUGCUUAGCAAAAUGCAGGAGGAGAAGAUCAGGCCUACUGAAUUUACAUUAGUGAGCUUAUUAAAUGCUUGUUCUAGUUUAGGAUCUCUUAGACAAGGUGAGUGGAUUCAUGAUUACAUUAAGAAGAAUAAUAUUGAAAUGAACGUGAUUGUUGUUACAGCAAUAAUAGAUAUGUAUUGCAAGUGUGGAAGCAUUGUUAUGGCAUUAGAAGUUUUUCAUACCAGCCCUGUUAAAGGCUUAUCAAGUUGGAACUCCAUAAUUUUUGGCUUGGCCAUCAAUGGACAUGAGGAGGAAGCUAUUGAGUUUUUCUCUAGGCUUGAGUCUUCCAAAUUUAUGCCGGACGAUGUUAGUUUUAUUGGUGUUCUUACAGCCUGCAAUCAUUCGGGCAUGAUUAAUAAAGCCAGGUAUUAUUUCUCAUUAAUGACAGAGUAUUAUGCGAUUGAGCCAUCAAUUAAACACUAUGGUUGCAUGGUUGAUCUACUAGCUCGAGCGGAAUAUAUUGAAGAAGCUGGAGAGCUAAUUGAAAGUAUGCCUAUGAGCCCAGAUUCUAUUAUAUGGGGCUCAUUUCUUUCUUCGUGCAGAAGGUGUGGGAACAUCAAAAUGGCACAAUGGGCAGCAAACAAUCUCAAAAAAAUUGAUUUGGAUGAGGCCAGUGGUUAUAUACUUAUGUCUAAUGUGUAUGCAGCUGCAGGUCACUUUCGAAAAGCAAUGUCAGAAAGGGUUACCAUGAAAACUAAGAAUAUAGAAAAGCAACCAGGAUGUAGUUUGAUUGAAGUGAAUGGGGAAGUUCACGAGUUUGUAGCUGGUGGAAGACUGCAUCCUCAAGUGACAGAGAUAUAUGCUUCGUUAAAUAAUCUGAGGUUAACAUUACAAGAAACUGAAUAUUGCAAUUCGUAAUAUCUGGCAGUCUGCAGAAGAGAUUCAUGAAAUUCUUGCUACUAUGCUUCCUCUUUUAGACAUCCUCCGGUCAGGAAUUAUAUCGGAGGUUAGAAAAUAUAAAACAACUUUUAAUCAGUAAAAAGAUAAAUUUGAUAUAGUGGCACUAAUCCAACCUCCCCCCGGCCAGGUCCAAAAAUAAGCAUGUAUUGGAGCUACCUUUUGCAACUGAGGUUCCCUACAUAAGCAGAGUUUACAAAGUAGAGCCUUGCUGAAAAUUCGGGUCGCUGCACAUAGAUGGCUGGUAGUGCCGAUCUUACCAUAGUGUGCAAAGGUGCUAUGAACCACAAUAACCCAGAGCCUGACAAGGGCACAGACCACAAGCCUGGAAGUGAAGGCGAUUCCAUGAGAAGGCCCCGUGGCAGGCCCACAGGCUCAAAAAAUAAGCCAAAGCCACCCAUAAUCCUCACCAGAGACAGUGCAAAUGCGCUUCGAGCACAUGCCAUGGAGGUGAGUCCUGGAUGCGAUGUGACUGAAAGCCUAACGACCUUCGCGAGGAGGAAACAACGUGGCAUUUCCGUGCUCAGUGCUACAGGCUAUGUAACUGAUGUUUCACUGCGCCAACCGGGCUCAACUGGUGCCAUUCUGACCCUCCACGGGCGGUUUGAAAUUCUGUCACUCCAAGGGUCAAUCUUACCACCACCUGCCCCACCAGGGCUGACUAUAUACUUGGCUGGUGCUCAGGGGCAGGUGGUAGGUGGUGGCGUAGUCGGUGCACUUAUUGCAUCUGGUCCAGUCGUAAUUAUGGCUGCUACUUUCAUGAAUGCCACUUAUGAAAGGUUGCCCCUGGAAGAGCAUGAAGCAGCAGAAAAUCAUCACCAGCAUUUCCAGAAUGUCCGCCAGGCGCAGCAGCAGCAUCACCACUUUGAUAUUUCUGAAAUAUAUGGGAAGCCACUGAAUUUGCCUAGUAAUGGUACUUCAGUGCCUUCAGAGAUAUAUACAUGGACAUCAGGCCGUCAAACACUUUCCAAGACUUGAAGAUUGUUGAUUGGUACUGAAGAUUAAUUUUAUUUAUAUUUGUUUAGUCGAAAUGAAAGAUUCAAAAUACCAUGUUAACUUUUAUUUAUAUUUAGGUUAAUCGAAAUGCAAAAAAAAAAAAAGUUUAUUUAAUUUGUAAAACUUCAUGUUUUUAUAAAAGUUAGUUUCUUCA
Molecule: messenger RNA, 2998 nt
Organism: Daucus carota subsp. sativus
Lineage: Eukaryota; Viridiplantae; Streptophyta; Magnoliopsida; Apiales; Apiaceae
Product: pentatricopeptide repeat-containing protein At2g42920, chloroplastic
Exons: 2
Coding region: 181-1809 (542 amino acids)
Molecular function (GO): protein binding
Source: RefSeq, a predicted model, not a curated record